GCCUCCACGCUGGAGGAGCUCAGAGUAUACAGAUCUCGCCACAGUGAAGCUUCUAGACUCAAGCUUGGUUGAAAUAUAAAACAAAACUUUUCGGCUCGGUGCUAUUUAUCAACAGACAGGACUUUAAACAGCACAGAGCGUUGUAUGCGCGCCGAGACGAAUUUUGGGCAUUGGCGAUCGCUUUACGCAGUGAAUUUCUAACGGGACGCGGAGUUUACGAACUUUGUCUCAGAGCUCACGGUACUUGUGAAAGCGCAACAGAGACGGUAGAAGUCAAAAGUUUCGUUUUCUUUUCUAUGUCUACCAAGAUGGAAACUACUUUCUACGAUGACUCUCUAAACAGCGCUUUCGCUCAGCAUGACGGCGCUACAUUUGGAUACAACCACAAAACUCUGAAACACAACAUGACGCUGAACCUGACCGACCCAGCCGGCAACCUGAAAUCCCACCUGCGGGCGAAAGCCAGCGACAUCCUCACCUCUCCGGACGUGGGACUGCUUAAGCUGGCUUCACCGGAGCUGGAGAGGCUCAUUAUCCAGUCCAGUAACGGGCUGAUCACCACAACGCCGACUCCGACUCAGUUUCUGUGCCCUAAGAACGUGACGGACGAGCAGGAGGGCUUCGCAGAGGGGUUUGUGAGGGCAUUGGCCGAACUGCAUCACCAACACAUGCCCAACGUCACAUCUGCUCCCCAAACGACUAUCAACAACACCAUGGCAUCCGUCUCAUCCAUGGCAGGUGGCGCGGCGUACAGCUCCGCCGUGCGCUCUGAUCCGCCGGUGUACGCUGACUUGAACACUUUCAACCCCGCCAUCAGCAGCGCGCCCUCGGCAGCCCAGAGUUUCAGCGCCACCAACCCCGCAAUGAGCUUCACGGCCGCGCCGCCACAGCACACCGUGAGCACGCAACUGCCCGUCCAGCACCCGAGACUUCAUGCGAUGAAAGAGGAGCCCCAGACCGUGCCGGAGAUGCCCGGCGAGACUCCUCCCCUCUCCCCCAUUGACAUGGAGAGUCAGGAGCGGAUUAAAGCCGAGAGAAAGCGCAUGAGGAACCGGAUCGCCGCCUCCAAAUGCCGGAAGAGGAAACUGGAGAGGAUCUCCCGGCUGGAGGACAAAGUCAAGAACCUGAAAUCGCAGAACUCGGAGCUGGCGUCCACCGCCAACAUGCUGCGUGAACAAGUGGCACAGCUCAAGCAGAAAGUCAUGAACCACGUCAACAGCGGCUGCCAGCUUAUGCUGACACAACAGCUGCAGACGUUCUGAGAAGGACGACAGGACAUUUGAGUUCUCUUAAAUAGACACAAUGGACAAACUUCAAGGGCUAUAUCUGUGAGCCGGCCGGGUCAAGCAUGACUGCCGGCAAUAGUCAGCUGGGACCGGGACUGUCUGGCCGAGUGCCUCGCGCUCUGGGGCGUAAAAGGGUGUUCUGACUGGACUUUUGGGGAGUACAAAACUUUCCAAACUCGGUCAGAUAGAGACGGAGAGCAUGAGAGACUCGCUCUAUUACAUGAGAAAAGAGACUUAUCCUUGUUCAUUUCGACCAGGUUGUGCAUGGACCUAAAGCUUAAAUGGAGCACUCAGUAUUAUAGGACAAAAAAGGGCCGGGGACAAGACUACAUUACAAUAUAGUGAUAUAAAUGUCUGGCGCACCAAGAGUCGUGUCCUCUAAACUUUUGAUAAAGAGUUACAUUGUACUUUUUGUUCUUAAACUGAAUUGAAUCGACUUUUUUUUCUUUCAGUUAGUUAAACGUCAGCCGUUUCUUUUUCUAAAAAGUUCAUUAAUGAGGUUUCACUCAUUGUUAUUUGUAAAUAAGAUCAACCAGGAGUACUUAAGUUUACAAUUUAUAAUUUUUUAUGUUUGUUUUCUGAGCACAUCAGAAACUAAUCGAUAUUUAUGAAGUGUAAUAAAGUAUGUGAAGUGAAAACAAUGUCCCUGUGUUCU
Messenger RNA from Xyrauchen texanus (razorback sucker), 1941 nucleotides. It is a transcript of the gene jun, whose product is annotated as Jun proto-oncogene, AP-1 transcription factor subunit. NCBI's taxonomy places the organism in Eukaryota, Metazoa, Chordata, Actinopteri, Cypriniformes, Catostomidae. Gene Ontology annotation, biological process: regulation of cell population proliferation; regulation of transcription by RNA polymerase II; regulation of cell cycle. The record is from RefSeq and is a predicted model, not a curated record. The transcript has a single exon. Gene Ontology annotation, molecular function: transcription factor binding; DNA-binding transcription factor activity, RNA polymerase II-specific; RNA polymerase II cis-regulatory region sequence-specific DNA binding. Bases 297 to 1262 code for a protein of 321 amino acids. Gene Ontology annotation, cellular component: transcription regulator complex.